AUGCUUCCUGGGAUUCUAUCAGCUCCACAGCGGCGUGGUGACCACCUUUUGGCGGCUUCCGAAGAAGCGGGCGAGGAUUCGAUAGAAUCCCAUUUCCCGUCACCGCCUUACCGUUCAAUUUCCCACUCUUCCGCGUCGCCUUCCUAUCGUUCGGUACCAGUGGCCAGCUCUUCAAACCCCCAUUUGGAAUACUACCCACCGAUUCCGUCUUACAGUCAGGACGAGUACAACGACCAAUUAAAUGUUAUGCAAGAAAAGAGAGAAAAGCACGCUAGCUACUCAGAGGCCCCAUCCAUGGUAGACGUGACGCUCGAAGAGCAUGAUCCUAGGUCGAGGCCAGCCAAAGUUCAGUUUUCGGAGGAACUGAAUAAGGUAUCGCCUCCUUCAUUCCAGCGCAAGGAUUCCGACUUUGUCAGCUCGGCACCGUCGUCUAUAGCUGGAACGGACGAAGAGGAUUCAGAGGACUAUGAUUGGUCUGGUGAAGAAGAUUUGGUGGAUGAAGCGGCAAAAUUCGGAUCGCAGAUUGGUGGAGGGGACAAGCAGAAUAAGUGGGGUUUCAAAAGGAUGCUAGAAUUCUUAUUUUCAUCCCUGAUCGGUUCAACUUUCCUGGCCGGACUGCUAGUCACGCCUGCUCUUUUCGUCCAUUUCUACUGGUACAAACCCCACCCUACUGAGCAUCGUCGCUACGUCAACCAAAACGUACAAGCGUGGUUGGUCUGGGCCGCAUCUAAUCUCGUCAUCUCCUGGUAUCUUGCGAUGAUUGUCGACAUUAUCCCUAUCAUUGUGCGCUACUUCAUAUCUGCUACCUGGGGCCAUGUAUCGGAAGCUGUGAAAACCAAGAUAGAACUCUACGACUCCGUGAAAGAUACCUUCAAACCUGCAUUGUAUGCCUCGAGUACAUACGCUAGCUGGGUGAUAAUAUUCGGCAAUAUAUACAAACUAUAUGAUGCGAGCAACGCAUCGCAGAGCCGUGCUUCAUAUACCCAGCGACUGUCCGAGGCUGUCGAAUUCUUCUUCUUUUUCGUCAUUGUGCGGUGCGUGCAAAGGAUGCUCUCUCACUUUAUAGCUUUUUCUUUUCAUCGCACUGCCUACAAAGAACGGAUCGAAGGUGUACAGGAAGCACUUGCAGUUAUCGAGAAACUUCGGGAUUUUCGACCCAAAUUGCGUGCUCCCCGCAUGAAAUCAAGAGGACGGAGUAAUCUCUUUUCAGGGUUCAGCCCAGGUACUCUUUUACAGGAGGAAGAUCCAGACUCUUCAAGCGGUGCGCUGUAUACAGCCUCACCACUUGUAUCACGCUCCAAUACUUGGUACGAAGACGAAAGCAAUGAUGGUGACAUCGAAGAAAAGGCUAUUCCAAGUAGGCAACGCGUGAAGGUGACAGAUUCUUUCUCUUGGCUUGGAGAGGACAAGAACUUGAGACUGUUGAGACGAGCGGAGGACGGGAACAUGUCAUACCCUGAAUCUAGUGGACGAAGAAAUGCGGAUGGCUACAGCAAGCGGGAAAACGCAGCUAAUGAGAUGGAAAUGGUACCUCCCUCCCUUCCGCCUUCACGACCAACGACACCGACUUUUAACCCCAACCCCCAUCGAUACCCUCCCAGUGUAAAAAAUUCCCGGUCAAGCUUUGACGCCUCUGUGGAGCUGGACACAACCCUUGUAAAUGCAGCCAAAGUACUAAAAAACGCCGUUUUACAUGACGCGCGGAAUAUUAGGGGUAAAGACGACGAUCUGGGGGGAUUGUCGUGGAAUGUAAAUUCUGCAUAUGAAGCUAAACACCUUGCGCGGUCUAUUUACACGCGGUUGAAAGAUCGACACAGGACGUACCUCAUCGCGGCUGACUUUUAUCAAGCAUUCCCAGACCACGCAUCAGCGGAAGCUGCCUUUCGCGUCUUUGAUAAGGACAGUCAUGGGGACAUUUCUCGGGCAGAACUAAAAACUGCCGUAUUAAAAGUCUAUAAAGAGCGUCGGUUCCUAUCCCGCUCCAUGCGCGAUGUUGGAGAGGCACUGAAGACCCUAGAUCGCAUGUUGAUGUUCCUUGCAGCUGUGAUUUUGGUAUUCAUCGGUUUGAGCGUCUUUGGAGUGCAAAUCGGAAGUUCGCUUACCAGUCUAUAUUCGCUUCUUAUUGCGGCUAGCUUUAUAUUCAAGAACACAGCGAGUUCUAUGUUCGAUGCCGUUAUGUUCUGCUUCGUCACACAUCCGUACGACACAGGCGAUCGAUGUUUUGUGGACAACGAAAACCUAGUUGUCAAAAAAGUCGGGCUCUUUGCUACCGUUUUCGCUCGUUCCGACGGCACGCAAACCUAUUAUUUCAACAGUCAACUGUUCACAAAGUUCAUCACGAAUGUCCGGCGGAGUGGUAAAACAUUCGAGAAUCUCACUAUGCAGGUGGCGUGGCGCACCCCUCUUCAAAAGCUUGACGCCUUGGAAAAGUCGCUCAAUACUUGGUUAUCGACUGAAGAGAACCGAUGGUUUGAACCAAGCACGAGCAUAACCCUGCAGAACAUCUCCUAUCAAAAAUAUCUAGAAAUCACCAUCGGCAUCGGUCAUAAUGGGUCAGGAACCACCUCUCUCGAAGAACGAUUUGUGAGAUUGACAGUAUGCUCCAGUAAUUGGCAAGAUUGGGGCCUUCGAAAUUCCCGCAAAACGGCCUUCCAUGCUGCUGUCCACUACUAUUGUCGUCAACUUGACAUCGUUGGAUGUGAAGCGCCGAUGCCCAUUGUCUACGCAGAUCCAGUGACAGGGAGAUACACGCCUCAUCACACCGCUGGAUUUGAAGUCGAUGAUGAUCCCCGAACACCCACGCUCGAUACAUCCCCCAGUCCUGGCGGUCAAGAGGAAGCAGAAGAUGGCGAACUUAAGGCUAAGGAUGUGAAGUCACUGCUUGGUUUUGUGCCGCCGAGUUCACUCACUUUGCACCGCGCCACACGUGUCAGGAAAAGUAAAAGUAGAAAAGAAAAUGUGGGGGCAACGAAUGGUUGA
Laccaria bicolor S238N-H82 is the source of this 2979-nucleotide messenger RNA. RefSeq lists its product as uncharacterized. The transcript is spliced from 10 exons. Gene Ontology annotation, biological process: transmembrane transport; monoatomic anion transport. Gene Ontology annotation, molecular function: calcium ion binding; mechanosensitive monoatomic ion channel activity. Gene Ontology annotation, cellular component: plasma membrane. The record is from RefSeq and is a predicted model, not a curated record. The coding region runs from base 1 to 2979 and encodes 992 amino acids. Lineage: Eukaryota; Fungi; Basidiomycota; Agaricomycetes; Agaricales; Hydnangiaceae.